Molecule: messenger RNA, 4561 nt
Organism: Episyrphus balteatus (marmalade hoverfly)
Lineage: Eukaryota; Metazoa; Arthropoda; Insecta; Diptera; Syrphidae
Gene: drosha
Product: ribonuclease 3
Exons: 4
Coding region: 106-4503 (1465 amino acids)
Biological process (GO): regulation of gene expression; primary miRNA processing; pre-miRNA processing
Cellular component (GO): nucleus
Molecular function (GO): ribonuclease III activity; double-stranded RNA binding
Source: RefSeq, a predicted model, not a curated record
AAAAAUUUUCGUUUUCAUAAAGUUUAUGGGUAUCGUAAAUUUUGCAUUAAAUUAGUAAUAAAUCAAUAAAUAACACACAAUUUUGUCACAAAACUUGUGUGCAAAAUGAGUUACCCAACUCAAAGCUCACACCAACCUCCAUUACCACCUCCGCCGCCAGGAACUUAUUCUGUUCCACCUCAUUCAACAAAAACUACACACCAUCAGCCACCAUUGCCACCCCCGCCAGGAACAUAUCCACCAGCUUCCCAUUCAACCCCGCUUCCUCCUCCACCAGGAACAUAUUCCGCUGGUAAUCAGCCAACUUCAUACGUCGCCAACGUGCCAACAAAUAUCUACCCUUCACCAGUCUAUCCCCCAACAACUCCGACCACGUUCAACCCUGCAGUUCCCCCACCACCAAUUGCCAACAUACCCCAUCGAUAUUAUUCCACUCCAUUACCAUCUUAUGGUCCUCCACCACCAGCUCCGGCACAAAAGCCGGUCCCGGUCACUCCUUACCUCCACUAUCCCCCACCACCGCCAUCUUCAUCAUCCUACGUCAACUAUCCUCCACAGCCAGCUCCUCCGGGUAUGGCUUCCACCGAAUAUCCCUCAAAGACACCUCCUCCAAGUCAAACAAGUCAUUCCCGGACUUGGUAUGCUCCCCGGCACAAUUUGACUUAUCGAAAUCCAGCAAUACGCGCCUCAUCUCAACCACCACCUCCUUCAUCUCUGGAACACAGAUCCUCCUAUCGUCCGAGGAAGCCAUUUGUCCCCUCGAGCAGCUACCGGUCUUCAUCAACUCGUCCAUCAUCAAUGUCCCGAGGAGCAACUCCAUCCGAAGGUCGUUCCUCCAGUAGCUCGACCUAUUCUAGUCAUCAUCAAUCCGAAAAACCACCCAAAAAGGUGGAAACGGAAAGAGAUCGUCUUUUGAAAAACUGGCGAAGCUAUUUCUGUGAGACAUCCGAAGAGAUUGCCAAAAAACUAGCCGAAUUGGAAGAGAAUGAAGAAAAAGACGUGUGGAUUCGUUCAUCUCCAGCUGAUAUCUACUAUCGUCGAACCAACAAUGGCAACGAAGUUGAAGGAACUUCUCGUCUCGAAGCUCUAUGUAAUCUCUUCGAUGAAGAAUUGGUUAAAAGAUCUGACAAAGCCAAGGCAAAAAUGGAAGCUUAUACUCUUCCACCACGCAAACAUCGUCGUCGUCUUUGCAAGCACAAAUCCGAAAUUUGUUCAUCAUCGUCGUCGGACUCGUCAGACGAUGAGUUUAAAAUUGAACAAGAUUGUUGUAUGGAAGAGUUGUCUAGAAAAGUCCAACAUCCUUAUCGGCUGCAUCCAGAUUUGUGGCACAAUGACCCCGGUGAAAUGAAUGAUGGACCACUUUGUCGUUGUUCGGCUAAAUCAAGAAGAAUUGGUAUUCGGCAUGGAAUUUAUCCUGGCGAAGGGGGAAUCCCCAAAUGCAUUCCAAAUUCAAACAAUGCCAAUAAACUUUAUCAUUACCGGAUAACUGUUUCUCCUCCAACUAACUUCCUUACAAAGACUCCCACAAUCAUCAAACAUGACGAGCAUGAGUUUCUUUUUGAAGGAUUCUCUCUGUUCUCCCAUUCGCCUAUUGAUGAGUUGCCAACUUGCAAGGUUAUAAGGUUUAACAUUGAAUAUACGAUUUUGUACAUUUCCGAGAAGAUCCCUGAGAACUUUACUAUCCAAGAGCUGGAAUUAUUUUCUAAGUAUCUCUUCCAUGAACUCCUCGAAUUGGUUGAUUUUAGUCUUCUUCCGAAUGUUAACGCAGACACUUCCUGUCCAGCUUUUCAUUUUCUUCCACGAUUCGUUCGAGAUCUAGCUGACAAUGGCAAAGAAGUUCUCGCUAUGAGUGAGGUGCUCAAGUAUUUGCUGGACAAUUCUGGGCCUCUGGUAGACCCCGAACGAUUGUCCACCAUGGCUGACAUUGCCCAGAAUGACUGGCAGGAUUAUGUUGAUUAUAUCAAAGGAAUGGUCGUCACAAAACCCGGCCAAAAACCAUGUUCUGUUCGAAUCGAUCAACUCGACCGCAAUGUCCCCGAUAUACCCGAUUGUGUGGAUAAGGAGAAUGAAGCAAUCAUUCAUCCAGCUAUUGUCCAUUUUGGUAUUCGUCCACCACAACUCAGCUAUGCCGGGAAUCCAGAAUAUCAAAAAGCAUGGAGGGAAUAUGUUAAAUUUCGUCAUUUAAUGGCAAACAUGUCCAAGCCAUCGUACAAGGACAAACGAAAGCUGGAAGAGAAGGAGAUUCGUUUGCAAGAAAUGCGUACUCAGGGUCGGAUGAAGAGGAAUAUAACAGUUGCUAUAAGUUCUAAAGGAUUCUAUAGAACUGGCAUCAUGUGUGAUGUGAUUCAACAUGCUAUGUUGAUUCCAGUUCUAACCGGGCAUUUGCGCUUCCAUCAGUCAUUGAGUCUUUUGGAAAAAAAUAUUGGACAUAAGUUUAAAAAUAGAUAUCUCCUGCAAUUAGCACUAACUCAUCCCUCGUAUAAGGAGAACUUUGGUACAAAUCCAGAUCAUGCCAGGAAUAGCUUGACUAAUUGUGGUAUCCGUCAGCCAGAAUAUGGAGAUCGAAAGAUUCAUUACAUGAACACCCGCAAGCGAGGAAUCAACACUCUAAUCAACAUCAUGUCCAGAUUUGGUAAGGAAUAUGAAACCAUGUCGAAUAUCACCCACAAUGAGAGAUUGGAAUUCCUCGGAGAUGCAGUUGUUGAAUUCCUCAGUUCCAUUCAUUUAUUUUUCAUGUUUCCUGAUCUAGAGGAAGGUGGUUUGGCCACUUAUCGGGCUGCUAUUGUCCAGAAUCAACAUCUCGCUGUACUCUCGAAAAAACUCCAAUUGGAAGAGUACAUGCUUUAUGCUCAUGGAUCAGAUUUGUGUCAUGAAUUGGAGCUGCGUCAUGCAAUGGCGAAUUGUUUUGAAGCUUUAAUGGGUGCUUUACUGCUGGACGGUGGCAUCUCAGUAGCUGAUAAGGUGUUUAUGAAUGCUCUGUUCAUGGGCGAUGAGACGUUAAAGGAUAUAUGGAAGAAUCUAUCUGAGCAUCCAUUGCAGGAACAAGAACCACUCGGUGAUCGUCACUGUAUACCCUCCUAUCCGGUGCUUCAGGAGCUGACUAAAUUCGAGGAUUCCAUUGGAAUCAAAUUCAAACACAUUCGUCUUCUUGCUCGUGCUUUUACUGAUCGAAGUAUUGGAUUUACCCAUCUCACUUUGGGCUCAAAUCAGAGGCUUGAAUUUCUAGGCGAUACGGUUUUGCAAUUGAUUUGUUCUGAGUAUCUUUAUCGGCAUUUUCCUGAGCAUCAUGAAGGACAUUUGUCACUCUUGAGAUCGUCUUUGGUCAACAAUCGAACUCAGGCAGUUGUGUGUGAUGAUUUAGGCAUGACUCAGUAUGCGGUCUUUUCCAAUCCAAAAUCAGAUAUGAAGACCAAAGAUCGAGCUGAUUUGUUAGAAGCAUUUCUGGGAGCUUUGUAUGUGGACAAAGGACUGAUGUAUUGUGAACAGUUUUGUCAUGUUUGUUUAUUUCCACGUUUGCAGAUGUUCAUCAUGAAUCAAGAUUGGAACGAUCCGAAAUCGAAACUUCAACAAUGUUGCCUUACUUUGAGGACAAUGGAGGGUGGUGAGCCAGACAUUCCAAUCUACAAAGUGGUCGAAUCGAUUGGUCCUACAAACACACGUAUUUAUACGGUGGCAGUGUAUUUCAGAUCGAAACGAUUGGCCACAGCUACUGGACAUACUAUUCAGCAAGCUGAAAUGAAUGCUGCCAAACAGGCUUUGGAGAAUUCGCGAGAGCUCUUCCCGCAGCUGGAUCAUCAGAAGAGGGUAAUUGCAAAGAGUAUUAAACAGCAAACUGGUGAUAUUAAUUCGGAUCUGGAGGAUUCAUUGAAGCAACCUGCGAAAAAAUUCUUUGCAGAUGAUAUGGAUGAAUCUCAUCUGCCUAAGCAAUAUCGUCUGCGUGAGGAUAUCUCAUCGGAUGAGCUUCCCGAUGAUGAUGCACCCAAUUCUGACUCUGAUACUGUGAUGAAGUCAAAGAAGAAAAAGAAAAAAUCUCACACUAGUAAAAGUCCUAAGAAGAAGCACAAGAAAAAGCGAAAACGUAGCAGAAAGACGUCGUCUUGUAGUGAAGGCAGUGUAAAGGAAGAUUGUUCUUUGAAAAAUAAACAAAGUAACUCACCGAAAAAGAAACCAUCACCAUUUGUCGAUGAUUCACUGAGUCCUUUGUCCGAUGAUGAUUUGGGAGAUCAUAUUGUUAUGGAUGAUCGACGAUCUCCUCCGCUUGUAAUUACUCCCAGCAGAGUUAAAGAUGAUAUUUCUCAGUCGAUGGAUUAUUUCCCUCCUCCUCUUCCACCUCUGCCUGAAACAACCAUAAGUAAUGCUAAAAUUGAAAUCCCUGAGCCGAGUGAAGACAAAAAAACAACUAAUGAUCUCAAUGUCAAGACUUGCAAGCCAUUUUCAGCACUUGCAGAUGUAGAAGACGUCUCAUCGUCUUCCGAAAUUGAAUCCGGAGAGUUAAGUACUUAAAUGUAAAGUUUAUUAAUAAAUUUUUAAAUUUGAAUUAAACGAAUAGAUUAUAAUCAAA